This is a messenger RNA of Lagenorhynchus albirostris (white-beaked dolphin), 529 nucleotides long. Its product is annotated as HIG1 domain family member 1A, mitochondrial-like. The transcript has a single exon. The coding region runs from base 1 to 282 and encodes 93 amino acids. Gene Ontology annotation, cellular component: mitochondrion. Gene Ontology annotation, biological process: mitochondrial respirasome assembly; negative regulation of apoptotic process. The record is from RefSeq and is a predicted model, not a curated record. Lineage: Eukaryota; Metazoa; Chordata; Mammalia; Artiodactyla; Delphinidae.
AUGUCAGGCGACACAGAUGAUUCUCUUUCUUCAUAUGAUGAAGAUCACGGAUCUAAACUUAUCCAAAAAGCUAGAGAGGCAUCAUUUGUCCCCACUGGAAUGGCAGGUUUUGCAACAAUCGUUGCAUAUAGAUUAUAUAAAUUGAAGAGCAGGGGAAAUACUAAAAUGUCUGUUCACCUGAUCCACAUGUGCAUGGCAGCCCAAGGCUUUGUUGUGGGAACAAUGACUCUUGGUAUGGGCGAUUCCAUGUAUCGAGAAUUCUGGGCAAAACCUAAACCUUAGAAGAGGAGACGUUGUCUUGGUCUCAUUGGUGGUGCUUGCUUUAGUUAGACAUCUCAUAUUGAGGUUAUAUGUUUAUGUUGAAAAUAAAUUCUUUGGGUCGGACAAUAACAUGGUAAUUUGAAUACUGGCUUCCUUUCUUGCAGGCUUGAUUUGCCUGGUGACCAGGUUACUGGUGACUAGUUCACUAGCUAGGUCAUUCAGGGGAGGCAGAUUAGCACAAAAACAUGUCAUUUUUAAAUGCUCUUGA